Messenger RNA from Armigeres subalbatus, 5547 nucleotides. It is a transcript of the gene emb, whose product is annotated as exportin-1. The coding region runs from base 825 to 3986 and encodes 1053 amino acids. Gene Ontology annotation, cellular component: nucleus; cytoplasm. Gene Ontology annotation, biological process: ribosomal large subunit export from nucleus; ribosomal small subunit export from nucleus; protein export from nucleus. Gene Ontology annotation, molecular function: small GTPase binding; nuclear export signal receptor activity. The transcript has 8 exons. The record is from RefSeq and is a predicted model, not a curated record. Lineage: Eukaryota; Metazoa; Arthropoda; Insecta; Diptera; Culicidae.
AAACGAAGCCGCGCGGAUGGAAGACGAGAGUGCGUGCGUAAAAAAAGCAAACGGCCAGCAGAAGGCAGAAACAGUACGAUCGAGUCCGCGAGUGGUGAAGUGAUGUGACCAAACCCGCAGAGAGUAGUGAGCGACUGCAAUGUGAUUGUUGAAUGUUGGUGCGAUUGGUAUACUUGAGAUCAUCCAACAUCCAGAAGCAAGAUUGAAGCAACGGUUGUAGCAGCGGCAACUAACAUCAACCAGCAGUUGCAACAACAGCAGCGGAAGAAGAACAUCUCUCAGUUUUCGAUCCUGCAUUUGAGGAGGAAACACUGGAACAAACACGGCGUCGUGCGGAGGAUCAACGCGUGCGCCGUGCGUGCAAGGAUCGAGAGUGUGAGGUUGCGAGAGUGUGAAUGCAUAUCGCGAAUGUUGGUACGAGCAUAUUUUGGUCGGUUCUGUUUGAGGGUUGUCUGAGAUCUGACUGAGAACAACAACAGUACAAGAGUGCCGUGAAGCGUUUCCGAGGUGUGUGAUCUUUACUUCUGUUAGAGCGCAAGUACAGCACAGGCUGCGAACGUGGAACAUCAAGUGGACAUUUCAAUGUAAGCUACCACACGGCCAUCAAUCAAGCAACAGAUCUACGAGCGUGCGAGUGGUGCGAGAGUGAAUUCAAACGAGCGCGCGGAAGUUUUGAGCGUGUGCGACAAGUCAAUACUGAAAGAAGAGUGCGAAGUGCUAUUCUCUGCGGUAUUCGGUAGUUUGUAAUUGUGACUGUUUUUAUACCAUUGCUACAUCUAGUUUGUAACAACGAGAGUGCGUGCGUGAUCGACCUACCGAACACCAUGUCUAUGGUAAUGGUGCGUAUGGAGGAAGCCAACAAGCUUCUGGACUUCUCUCAAAAGCUGGACAUCGGUCUGCUGGAUAGUGUAGUCGAUUGUCUCUACAGUAGCACCGGAGAACAGUUGAGGUUAGCGCAGAACAUCCUCACCACUCUGAAGGAACAUCCCGAUGCAUGGACCAGGGUUGACAGUAUCUUGGAAUUUUCUCAGAAUCAGCAAACCAAGUUUUAUGCACUGCAAAUCCUCGAGGAGGUCAUUAAGACGCGCUGGAAAAUCCUGCCACGCAACCAGUGCGAGGGAAUCAAAAAGUAUGUUGUUGGGUUGAUCAUCAAGACUUCCCAAGAAGCAGCCGUCAUGGAAGCAAAUAAAGUUUAUCUAAAUAAGCUUAACAUUAUUCUGGUACAAAUUUUAAAACGGGAAUGGCCGAAUAACUGGGAAACAUUUAUCAGUGAUAUCGUCGGAGCAUCCAAAACAAAUGAAACGCUCUGCCAAAACAACAUGAUCAUCUUGAAAUUAUUGAGCGAGGAGGUGUUCGAUUUUUGCUCAGGCCAGAUCACGCAGACCAAGGCCAAACAUCUUAAAGACACGAUGUGCAACGAGUUUUCUCAGGUAUUCCAACUGUGUCAAUUUGUUUUGGAAAACUCGCUGAAUGCUCCGCUGAUAUCUGCCACUCUUGAAACAUUGCUGAAAUUUUUGAAUUGGAUUCCCCUCGGGUAUAUUUUUGAGACAAAGCUAAUCGAUAUGUUGGUUUGCCGCUUCCUAACGAUACCCAUGUUCAGGAACAUUACACUAAAAUGUCUCUCGGAGAUUGCGGGCCUGCAGUUGGCCAACUACGGACACAUCUUCGUAGCGAUGUUCAAGCAGACGAUGGAACAAUUCGACACCAUGAUUCCUUCUUGUACGAACAUGAAUCAAAUCUACAUGAAUGGUUCGGAUGACGAGCAGUGCUUUGUUCAAAAUUUGGCUAUGUUUUUGUGUACCUUCCUGCGAGUACAUUCGUCGCUUGUCGAGAAACGGGAAACGAUGGACACGGUGCUCAAGGCUCUGGGCUACCUGGUAAUGAUCUCGGAAGUGGAAGACGUUGAAAUUUUCAAAAUCUGUUUGGAGUACUGGAACAGCCUCGCUUCGGACCUGUACAAAGAGUCCUACAGCUCUAGCCAGCGCCGUACUUUCUAUGCUAAGAUUUUGUCCAAGGUGCGCUACAUUAUGAUCUCGCGGAUGGCCAAGCCCGAGGAAGUGCUCGUCGUUGAGAACGAAAACGGCGAGGUGGUGCGUGAGUUCAUGAAGGACACCAAUAGUAUUAACUUGUACAAGAAUAUGCGAGAAACGCUCGUAUAUUUGACGCAUCUGGAUUACGCUGACACCGAGCGUAUCAUGACGGAGAAACUGUGUCACCAGGUGAAUGGUUCCGAGUUUACGUGGAAGAAUUUGAACACACUCUGUUGGGCUAUCGGGUCCAUUUCUGGUGCCUUUUUCGAGGACGAUGAAAAGCGGUUUCUGGUCACGGUGAUCAAGGAGCUGCUUGGACUCUGCGAACACAAAAAAGGAAAAGACAACAAAGCAAUCAUAGCAUCGAAUAUUAUGUACGUGGUAGGCCAAUAUCCACGAUUUUUGCGGGCGCAUUGGAAGUUCUUAAAAACGGUCGUCAACAAGUUGUUCGAGUUCAUGCACGAAACGCAUGAUGGCGUACAGGAUAUGGCCUGCGAUACUUUCAUCAAGAUUGCUUUGAAAUGUCGGAGGCACUUUGUCCAACUUCAGCCCAACGAAUCGUGUACCUUUAUUGAGGAAAUCCUUGCCACCAUGAGUACGAUUAUUUGCGAUCUGCAACCACAACAGGUUCAUACGUUCUACGAAGCUGUUGGUUACAUGAUUUCCGCCCAGGUUGAUACGGUACAACAAAAUAUUUUGAUCGAGAAGUACAUGAUGUUGCCAAAUCAGGUCUGGGACGAAAUUAUUUCGCAGGCGACGAAAAACGUCGAUAUUCUUAAAGAAAUGGGUGCCGUCAAGCAGCUGGGCAGCAUCUUGAAGACUAACGUUCGCGCAUGCAAAGCUCUCGGCCAUGCGUAUGUUUCCCAGCUCGGUCGGAUCUAUCUCGAUAUGUUAAAUGUGUACAAAAUAAUGUCGGAAAACAUAACGCAGGCGAUUGCUCUCAAUGGCCUGGCCAUCAAUAACCAACCGCUGAUCAAGGCGAUGCAUGUUGUAAAAAAAGAAACGCUCACACUCAUCUCCGAAUGGGUGUCCAAAUCGAAUGACUCACAGAUGGUGAUGGAGAACUUCAUCCCGCCGUUACUAGAAACGGUGUUAUUUGACUAUCAGCGCACGAAAGUCCCGAACGCUCGAGAACCGCUGGUGCUCAGUACGAUGGCCUCGAUUGUCAACAAACUGCAGGCGGUUAUCACCCCGGAGAUCCCGAAAAUCUUCGACGCCGUGUUCGACUGUACGCUGGACAUGAUCAAUAAGAAUUUCGAGGACUACCCGCAGCAUCGGACCAACUUCUACGAACUGCUACAAGCGGUCAAUACGCAUUGCUUUAAGGCGUUCCUUAGCAUUCCACCGAAUCAAUUCAAGCUGGUGUUCGAUUCGAUAGUGUGGGCGUUUAAGCACACGAUGCGAAAUGUUGCUGACACUGGAUUGAACAUUUUGAUGCAGAUGUUGCAGAACCUCGAGCAGCACCCACAGGCGGCGCAAAGCUUCUAUCAGACUUAUUUCACGGAUAUCCUGAUGCAAAUCUUUUCGGUUGUUACGGACACUUCCCAUACGGCCAGCCUGCAGAACCACGCAACCAUCUUGGCUUAUAUGUUUUCGCUGGUAGAGGCCGGUCGGAUAACGGUUAGCCUCGGGCCGUCGCAGGACAACGUGUUGAACAUCCAGGAAUACGUUGCGACGCUGCUCAAGUCCGCCUUCAGCCAUCUGACCGACAACCAAAUCAAAAUUUUCGUCACUGGACUGUUCAACCUUGAUCAGGACGUCCAUGCAUUUAAGGAACAUUUACGGGACUUUUUGAUCCAGAUUAAGGAGGUGACGGGUGACGACGAUUCGGAUCUCUAUUUGGAGGAGCGCGAGACCGAGCUUAAGAAAGCUCAAGAAGAGAAGAGACGAAUUCUGAUGACGGUGCCUGGUAUGAUCAAUCCGCACGAGUUACCGGAAGAGAUGCAAGAUGAGUAAAAAGGCCGAACCUGAACGAAUAGUUGUGUGAUGGUGAUGUUGGAAUCAGUGGAAAGUGUAUUCGUUUGUAGAGUAAGAAGUAAGAAUAGAUCAGCGGUGUGAAAUGGUUGAAGUAUUGAAUUAGGCUUUUUUCUCUGGAAAGAAUUUAUAUUUUCUCUCUGUUUUGUAACAACAAUAAAAAAUGGAAUGAGUUUAAUGUUAUGGUCUGAUUUCUGCAAACUAGAAAUAGUUAUGGACCCAAACACAUUCAGCAAUUUUUCGUCACAUAAACUACUAUACAUAGAAACAAAUCACAGUAGAUCCGCGCACUGAUAAACAGAAGAAGCCAAAAACAUAACCAGCAACAUGCAGAGAAACAACACAGCCACAGAAUAUCCCAGCAAUAGAUUUAAAUGGUUAAUUAUGAUGCAAAAUGAGUAAACAAGAAAACUUAAGCCGCAGUUUCCCAAAUGUUGGUCGUUUCGUGUCGUUGAUGAUUGGAAGCAGAGAAGGAAGUACACAAUUGCAGCAAAUUUACUUUCUCUGGGCGGAGCAGUUUGCGUGAGGUUUAUAUUUUACAUGCAGGAAUAAAGUGGAAUCCCAUUUUCAUUACAUAUUUUACUACUACACAUUUAUUUAUAUAAGCUGCAAAACAAAUUAAAUAGUUAUUACUUUUCGGAUUGAUGCGUGUUGGUAUGUAUGAAAUCUGUUGUUUACUAUUAUACACAUUAACUAUUUUUGCGAUUAAAAAUACGUUUUACUCAAGUUUUUUUUUCAAUUAUAAGAGCGUGAUUAGGCUAGCAGCUAUGUACCUACUAAUAGCCAACAGCAAGUGAAAGUGGAGAUGUGAUCGUGUGAGAGCAUUUGAUCGCGCAAAAUUGGACCUGCAUCAAUUUUGUUCCGAAUUUGGUUUGGUUUUGGAGCGGCAGAUUUGAUUUCAGAUUAAGAAGUCGUGGUCAAAAAGCUAAGGAAAGUUUGUAAGGAUAUUGCGGAUCGAGUUUUGUCGGGUUAGGAGUUUUAUGCUGAAUGUAGAUUAUAAAAGUUUAUUAGUAAAACACACUUACAACAUGUGAAUCGACAGAAUGGAUAGAAAGAAGCACUAAUAACUUAUAAGAAGGAUAGAAUUGAAUACUAUAAUAAUAGCGAGUACAUGGUGUAAACGUUUGUAGAGAUUUGGAUAGCACAUGCGAAGGAAACCCAAGUCUACGAUACAAUAAUAGUUGGAAAAGUGAGAUACUAAGCUAUGUUUUUUUUUCUCUAACGAAUAACAAACAUUUACAAAAAAGAAGUAACAAAAUGUAUGCGUGUUUGAAUGUUUGUUCGUGUGGAAUCUUAAUCUUGAAUACAUGAAUCACUAGGCGGAUGUUAAAACGCAGCGCAGGAGCAUAACACGUGAGAAAUCACAGAGAGAAAAGGAUAACAUUUUUUUUUCAACAAGUUACAAAACAAACGAAUAGAAAACGUUGAAAUUUAUUAGCGUGAAAGCACAUUGUGGAUGAAUUUUUGAUGCAUUACGAAUUACCUGCAGCAAAAUCAAGCGGAAAAUAAAGCCAGAAUCAUUUAUUAUCUCAUGUAGAUCGUA